This is a messenger RNA of Trematomus bernacchii (emerald rockcod), 11877 nucleotides long. It is a transcript of the gene chd7, whose product is annotated as chromodomain helicase DNA binding protein 7. Gene Ontology annotation, molecular function: ATP binding; protein binding; ATP-dependent chromatin remodeler activity. Lineage: Eukaryota; Metazoa; Chordata; Actinopteri; Perciformes; Nototheniidae. The record is from RefSeq and is a predicted model, not a curated record.
GUGUCUGGAGGGGAGGACUCGGGAGCGCGACCAGCCGAGGGAUCGAUCGGAUUAAACUCGAUUUGAGUGAAAUUAACACAAAGGAGAGAAGAGCAACGCACACUUGUCGGCGAGGUCGAGGAUGCGAGACACGCCGGAGAAAUAUUUGAUGAUUAACAAAACUUGAACUUUUUUCCUCUGUUUAUUUAUAUUUCAAACGGAAAAGGACCACGGUGGAUUUUUUUCAAGCCAGCGGAGAUACUCUACUAACGAGGAGUUGAUUUGAUAAAAAGCCCGAAGUGACCGAGCUUGUUGGGAACUAGGACCAUGGAAUAGCAAGCUUCAUAUUAGCAGCUAGCUGAUUAGCUCAUCACUGCACAGCACAACUCCCUCCAUCUGUUGGCCCCCCCUCACAGCCAUGGCGGACCCGGGGAUGUUGAGUUUGUUUGGGGACGAUGCAGGGUUGUUCUCUGAUGGAUUAGACGGUUUAGGAGACUGCUUUCCUCAGCAGCCGGCCCCUGCGCAAUCCAACCCUUUAGCCCAGCAAAAUAAUCCCUCUCUGAACCAUGAGCACCAGGGAAACAGGGGCUACCACCAAGGGAUGAUCCACAGUGGCGGGCCCGGACCAGGGCAGCCUAAACUGGGACAAAUGUAUGACCAUGGCCCCUACACGGGCUACGAUCAACCUGGUGCCGCCGCCGCAGGACGAAUGAUGUCCCCGAACGGUCCAAGCCAGGGGCCACCUAACGUGAACACGGCAAUGAAUGGCUUGGCUUCCCACUACCAUAAUAACCCAGCUAACUCUGGCAGCAGCCACCAUGGGUACCCGGGUGAUGCUGCAGGAGGGAGUGGGGCUGCUGUCUGGGGCCAGCAGCAGCAGCAGCCGCCAACGAGCAGAUCAGCCUAUCAGCAGCCUCCUGCACAACCUGGGGCUGGCCCCAAUCAGCUGGGGGGCUACCAGAUGUCUCAAGGCAACUAUGGUGGGAUGCAAGGCCCCCCCACACCAAAUGCAGCUCGCAUGAACCAACACUACCCUUCACAGGGCAUGGCAAAUCCCCCACAGAGCAUGGCACAACCCACCGCUCAGGACCCAGCACACUACCUGGGACAUGUUGGAAUGGGGGGGGCCCAGAUGCGUCAUCCCCAGCCCCAGUCACAACCCCAGGGCUAUCCCAACAUGGGCCACACAUCCCGGUUCCCACACUCCCCCUCCCGACAGCCUUCACACCAGCACCAGCCAGGUAUGGCAGGGUUUGGGGGCGGCCAGUACCCCGGCUAUCAGGCACAGUACGGAGCCAUGGGACCCGGGAUGGGUCAGGGUGCUAAUGUCAAUGCUAACACCAGCCAGGCCAUGGGACCAGGGCAGCUCGGUCAGAGGUUUACCCAGGGAUCAGUCCCAGCAGCUGGCCAACCAGGGCAGCGAUACCCCCCCGCACCAGCACACCAACCCCAGCCCCAUCAGGCCCUCUCUGCCCAGAUGCAGCAGCCAGGGCAGCAGGGGCAGCCUAUGCACCCCCAGAAUCUUCCCCAGGCCCAAAACCAGCCCCACCUUGCCCCCCCAGCUCAGGGAUCUUACUCCUCCCCUUCAUCCAUGUCCCCCAUGAGGGUUUUGGGGACCCCGACACCACCUCCCCAACAAGGCAGGCCCCCUAGCGCAGGACUAGCCGCACCCCCAGAGACUUCAGGCUACACAGCCCUGCAGCCUACACCCAACGCUUUGACCCAGAGGACUCCCCAAAUCCCUCUGUCUACUCCACACCCCCAACACCAGCAGCCCCACAACAUGCCCCCCAAUGCUGGGCAAAUGUAUCCUGGCAUGGGGCCGCAGCGUGGUCCUCAAAUAGGGCCAAAUAUGCCUCAGCUCCAGCAAGGGCCACAUGAAGCUCCAGUCAGCCAGGGGGGGGACCAGCGUUUGCUCCAGACCCCGCAGCAGCCCCCUCGCAGCGGGCAGCCCCUGCAGGCCCCUUCCAUGGGCCCGCAUGGAGUUCCGGCCCUAAACCAGGGCUUGGCACCACCCACCCAGAACGCUCAGACCCAGCCCACACACAUGCCACACCACCUGCAGAGCACACCUCCUGCAACCAACACGGCCUCCCACCCAUGGGUGCCUCCCGCCUCCCACCCGCUCUCAUCACCCCCUCACACCCCACAGAAAGUGCCUCACGUACAGCAUUCCCCCACCGACCCCUCACUGGUUCCUGAAAUGCCGACAGUCGGUGGCGGCCCCCCCGGCCAGCCUAUCAGCACAGAGCAGCCCAGCGACCAGGAGACCAAGCCAAAAAAGAAAAGGAAGAAGAAAGCUAAAGUAGUGGAUGGACAGGAGGAAGAGGGAGGGAAGAAGAAGAAGGCAGCGACGGGAGAAGCCGGAGGAGAGGAGGACGUACAGUCGGAACUCCCCGGAGCAGGAAGUGAUGCGGGUGAACAGGUUACUGGCACAGGAAAGGUAGAGGGAAGUUCACCACUGGUGGAGGAGAAGAAGAAACGCAAAAAGAAACCAAAGGAGAAGGCAGAGGGAAAAGAGGACAAAGAGCCCAAGACCCCGAAGACGCCCAAAACACCCAAGACCCCCAAAGAGCCCAAGGAGCCUAAGGAGCCCAGGGAGAAGAAAACCAAGAUCUCCACGCCCAAGACAAAGACCCCCAAGAAAACCAGCAGUAAGAAGGCUGAGUCUGAGGGUGGGGCUAGCGCUGCUAAGAAGGAAUCCAAGAGGAAGAGAGAGCCGUCAGUCAGCGAUGAGGUGGAGGUGAAGUCUCCGCCCCCCUCAGCUCCUGAAGAUGACGACGAUGACGGCGUACAGAAGCGCCGUUCCAGCCGUCAGGUGAAGAGGAAGAGGUACACGGAGGAUCUGGAGUUCAAGAUCACAGACGAUGACAGCGGCGACGACUCGACAACACCCAAGUCUCCAUCGUCGUCACAGCAACAGGAUGUGGCCGAGGUUGAAGGGCCCGUUGUGGAAAAGAUCAUGGUCAAACGCAUCACCAAGAAACAGCUGGAGUCGGGGGAGGAAGUGGAGGUGGAGGAAUUCUACGUCAAGUUCAAGGGCUUUUCAUACCUCCACUGCCGCUGGGCAGACCUGGAGGAGCUGGAGAAGGACAAGAGGAUACACCAAAAGGUCAAGAGGUUCAGGGCCAAGCAGCUGCUCCUCAACAGCUUCAUAACAGAGAUGGACGACGAGCCUUUUAACCCCGACUACGUGGAGGUGGACCGUGUCCUGGACGUUUCAGAGAGCCCAGAUGAAAACGAAGAGACGGUGACCUUAUAUCUGGUUAAAUGGUGCAGCCUGCCUUACGAAGACUCCACCUGGGAGCUGAAGGCCGACAUCGACCAGUCCAAGAUAGACGACUACGAACUCAUCGCAGCACGCACACCCAACACUAAGAGAGUGGAACGGCCCCCUGCAGCCGAAUGGAAGAAGCUGGAGGGGGCCAUGGAUUACAGGAACAGCAACGAACUCAGGGAGUACCAGCUGGAAGGCCUCAACUGGCUCACCUUCAACUGGUACAACUCACGUAACUGUAUCUUGGCUGACGAGAUGGGUCUAGGAAAGACCAUCCAGUCUAUUACAUUCCUCUUUGAGAUUUUCAAGAUGGGCAUCCAGGGGCCGUUCUUGGUCAUCGCCCCGCUCUCCACCAUCCCCAACUGGGAGAGAGAGUUCCGCACCUGGACGGAGCUGAACGCUGUGGUGUACCACGGCAGCCAGGCCAGCCGCAAGACCAUCCAGGCCUACGAGAUGUACCACCGAGACUCACAGGGUAAAGUAAUAAAGGGAGCGUACCGGUUCCACGCUGUGAUAACGACCUUCGAGAUGAUUCUGACUGACUGUCCGGAGCUGCGCAACGUGAAUUGGCGCUGUGUGGUGAUAGACGAAGCCCACCGCCUCAAAAACCGAAACUGCAAGCUACUGGAAGGACUUAAAAUGAUGGACAUGGAGCACAAAGUCCUGCUGACAGGGACUCCUCUCCAGAACACGGUGGAGGAGCUCUUCAGCUUACUCAACUUCCUGGAGCCCGAGCGCUUCCCCUCUGAACUGACAUUCAUGAGUGAAUUUGGAGACCUAAAGACUGAAGAGCAGGUCCAGAAACUGCAGGCCAUUCUGAAGCCCAUGAUGCUGAGAAGACUGAAGGAGGAUGUGGAGAAGAACCUGGCCCCCAAGGAGGAGACCAUCAUAGAGGUGGAGCUGACCAACAUGCAGAAGAAAUACUAUCGGGCCAUUCUGGAGAAGAAUUUCACUUUCCUGUCCAAAGGAGGAGCAGGUGGAGGAGCAGGAGUCCCCAACCUCCUCAACACCAUGAUGGAGCUGAGGAAAUGCUGCAACCACCCAUACCUCAUUACUGGAGCGGAGGAGAAGAUUGCGGAGGAGUUCAGGGAAUCCCACGGUGGCCGGGCAGACAUGCCUGACAUGGCCCUCCAAGCCAUGGUGCAGGCUGCUGGCAAGCUGGUGCUCAUCGACAAGCUGCUCCCCAAACUGAAGGCGGGGGGCCACAGAGUGCUGGUGUUCAGUCAGAUGGUGCGCUGCCUGGACAUUCUGGAGGACUACCUCAUCCAGAAACGAUAUCCUUAUGAGCGUAUAGACGGCAGAGUGCGUGGUAACCUACGUCAGGCUGCCAUCGACCGCUUCUCCAAACCUGACUCGGACCGCUUCGUGUUCCUUCUGUGCACGAGGGCCGGGGGCCUAGGCAUCAACCUGACGGCAGCCGACACCUGCAUCAUCUUCGACUCUGACUGGAACCCUCAGAACGACCUGCAGGCCCAGGCCAGGUGUCAUCGUAUUGGCCAGUCCAAGGCGGUGAAGAUCUACCGGCUGAUCACCAGGAACAGCUACGAGAGGGAGAUGUUCGACAAGGCCAGUCUGAAGCUAGGGCUCGAUAAGGCCGUUUUGCAGAGCAUGAGCGGACGAGAGAACAGCAACAGCGGGCAGUUGUCCAAGAAGGAGGUUGAGGACCUGCUGAGGAAGGGAGCGUACGGAGCUUUGAUGGACGAGGAAGACGAGGGAUCAAAGUUCUGUGAGGAAGACAUCGACCAGAUCCUCCAGAGACGAACACACACCAUCACCAUCGAGUCCGAGGGCAAGGGCUCUACCUUUGCUAAGGCCAGUUUUGUUGCAGCUGGUAACCGAACAGACAUUUCUCUGGAGGACCCAGACUUCUGGCAGAAAUGGGCCAAGAAGGCUGAGCUGGACAUGGAUGCCAUGAAUGGACGGAACACGCUGGUGAUCGACACACCGAGGGUGAGGAAGCAGACCCGGCACUUCAGCAGCGCCAAAGAGGACGAAAUGCUCGAGUUCUCGGAGCUGGAGAGUGAAGACGACGAACCGAGCCGACCCUCGUCCAAACCGCGACGGCCCCAAGACAAAGCCCAGGGGUACCCCCGAUCUGAGUGCUUCCGAGUGGAGAAGAACCUGCUGGUCUACGGGUGGGGUAGGUGGAAUGACAUCCUGGCUCACGGUCGCUUCAAACGGCCCCUGAAGGAGUCGGAUGUGGAGAAGAUCUGCAGAGCGCUGCUGGCCUACUGCCUGCUGCAUUACCGUGGAGACGAGAACAUCAAGAGCUUCAUCUGGGACCUGAUCAACCCCAGUGAGGACGGGACCACCAAGCUGCUGACCAACCACUCCGGUCUCUCUACUCCAGUCCCUCGGGGCAGGAAGGGCAAGAAGGGGAAGCCCGCGGCUCCGACUCCGCAGACGCCAAGAGCUGAUUGGCUGGCCAGCUGCAACCCUGACCACAUCUUGCAGGAGGACAGCUACAAGAGACAUCUGAAACACCACUGUAACAAGGUGCUGCUGAGGGUGAGGAUGCUGUACUAUCUGCGUCAGGAAGUCAUCGGCGAUCAGGCCGAACGCAUUCUGGAAGGCGCUGACUCCAGUGAGCUGGAUAUCUGGAUUCCGCAGCCGUUCCACGCCGAGGUCCCGGCUGACUGGUGGGACAGCGAGGCCGACAGAUCCCUGCUGCUCGGUGUCUUCAAACACGGCUAUGAGAAGUACAACUCGAUGCGAGCGGACGCCGCCCUGUGUUUCUUGGAGAGGGUGGGCAUGCCGGAUGCCAAGGCCAUCGCAGCGGAGCAGAGGAGCUCUGACAUGAUGACAGAUGGUGUGGAUGGUGAGGAUGAGGAUCCUGAGUACAAGCCCCUGCGUAUGCCUUUUAAAGAUGACAUGGAUGACUUCACCAACUCUCCCCUGGAUGACACUGUGGAAGGGGACGCUGAAGCUAAAUCAGGUGAGAAUGGUCAAAGUGGAUCUGCUCUGGGCGGAGCUUCGGGCUCCAACGAGCGACUCUAUUGGCCGGCCGCCUCGGCUCUGACUGCCCGUCUGCGCCGCCUCAUCACGGCCUACCAGCGCUCCAACCGCAGGGAGCAGCUCCGCCAGGAGGCUGUCAACCGGCCCGACGGGCGCAGGCGGCGGCGCAGGGACUUCCUGCCUGCCAUCGGCAUGGUUACCGACACAGGAGGAGGGGGGGCAGCCUAUAUCCAAGAUGGAGCAGGGGUGUUCAUGACGGAAGGAAGCCCGUAUAUGGCUAAAGGAAGUGCCUACUUUGCCAAAGGUGGGCAGUUCAUGGCAGAGGCGUCACCGGUGAUGACUGCCAGCUCCCUGAUGCCUGAUGGAGCCAUGUACUACAAGGAGAGGAGACAAAGAUGGACUCGUCGUGAGGAGGCAGAUUUCUACCGUGUGGUGUCCACCUUCGGGGUCGUCUUUGACACUCAGCGUCAGAAAUUUGACUGGGCUCAGUUCAGGGCCUUUGCUCGACUGGACAAGAAAACAGAUGAGAGCUUGGAGAAAUAUUACUACUCGUUCAUUGCCAUGUGUAAGCGGGUCUGCAGAAUGCAGAACAAGAGUGAAGCGCAACUCCCAGACCCCACCCUGAUCAUCGACCCGAUCACAGAGGAGCGCGCCUCCCGCACCCUGUACCGCAUCGAGCUGCUGCGGCGCAUCCGGGAACAGGUCCUCCCCCACCCGCUGCUCUCUGAGCGCCUCAAGCUCUGCCAGUCCUCCCCUGACCUCCCGGAGUGGUGGGAGAGCGGCCGCCAUGACCACGACCUCAUCCUGGGGGCCUCUAAGCACGGAGUCAGUCGCACAGAUUAUCACAUUCUAAACGACCCCACCUUGGCCUUCCUGGAUGCUCACCAGCGUUCCACCAGCCAGAGAGGGGGAGUCAAGGGAGAGACCACCAAAGCGGGGAUGGGAGCACCGGACACUACCGGACCUCUCCUCACCUCUGAAGAGCUGGCCAGCGCCGCAGCAGCUGCGACGAUUGCUAUGAAUGCAGCUAAAGAAGAGGAGGAGGAGGAGGAAGAAGAAGAAGGGAAGGAGGUGAAGACAGAGGUCAAAAUGGAAACGGAGCAAGGAGACGCUAACAACAUUCCAUGUAGGAAGAGUGAAACUCCUGAGGAGCAGAAGGAAAAUGAGGCAGAGGUCAGAGAAGGGAAAGAGGACAUUGCUGCGUCGCCCAAAGAGGAGGAGAAGUCCCAGCCCAAAGUAGAAGAAGAGGAGCAGGAAGAGCUGAAAGAGGAGCCCAGUGCAGAGGGAGAGGAGAGUUCCAAACUAGCAGAGGACGAAGAAGAGGAGGUACCAGAAGAGAAGAAGAGUCUGACUCCUGCUGACUCUCCCACCGCUGAGCUCACAGAACACCCCCCCCCCUCUCCUAAAGCACAACCCGAGCACAAACCUGCAGAGAAAGAGGAGACUGAGGUGAACCCAGAGUCUCCUAAAUCUCCAAAGUCAGCUGACACAGAGAAAAGCCCAGAGGACGAGGAGGAAGAGAGGAUGGAUGAAGAUGACAAAUCAGAGAAAUCCUCUCAGGCUGAAGCGAGCGCUGCAUCAGAGCAGAAGAACUUUGAUGAGGAGAGCAUUGCCUCUCUGAGCACGUCUGCCCAGAACGAAACCAGAGAUGGCUUCUGCCCCGACGACCUGCCGGAGACCACAGCACUGCACGCCUUACAGGAGCGAGCCUACGCCUUCUCAUUCUGGCCCAAGGACCGACUGAUGAUCAACAGGAUGGAUAACAUCUGUGAGACUGUCCUGAAGGGCAAGUGGCCUGUCAACAGACGCCACAUCUUCGACUUCCCCGGCAACCUGUUGCCAGGGCAGAGCUCCGCCCUCCCAACAGCGGCCGCCGCCACAGUGACCGAGAGCCCGCUGCAGAGGCGGAGCCUCGCCGAGCUCACCAUGGCCGGCAUCCACACACCGUACAGCGGGAGCGAGGACAAAACACUGUCGCCACAGUUUCAUGAGGACGCUCUGACCCUGCCUCGCCAGAGGAGGAGGAGGAGGAGGAAGAUCGAGAUCGAGGCGGAGCGAGCCACUAAGAGACGUAACCUGAUGGAGAUGGUGGCUCAGCUGAGAGAGAGCCACUCUGCCACGGACACCCAGAGCCAGGCCAUAGACCUCACCAAGGGUAUGCACCAUCAUCAUAAGGCUGCUCCCUCAUUGGCCGGCUUUCCCAGCGCCCUGGCGACAAGCCCCUCCCUCAAAGCCCAGAUGGAGUUGCUGCUGCAAGCCCCGCCCUCUGCGCACAGAGCCAAUGGUUCACUGGAGGCUGACCUGCCAAUCAUGAGGAGGAGGCGGGGCCGCAGGAAAAAUGUUGAAGGCCUGGAGCUGCUGUUCAUGGGCAACAAGAGAGCAGGAGGGGAUGAUGGUGAUGGGACGAAGGCUUCAGGUGUGGAGGGGCUUCAGGAUGCUGCCCGUGCCCACAGACCCCUCCCCGUCCCAGAGCAGAGCCCCAGUGCCAGGUCUCUGGCCUCUGGCAGUAUGGAGGAGGAGGAGGCUGCCGUCUCCAACAAAGAGCUGGGGGAGUGGCUGAGGCAGCACCCCACCUACACCAUGGACAUGGCUGCUUUCACACCAAAGAGCGAGGAUGUACUGCUGUCUCAGUUUUCUAAGCCCAAGCAGAAACGCCAUCGCUGUCGAAACCCAAACAAGAUCGACAUCAACACCCUGACUGGAGAGGAGAGGGUGCCUGUGGUGAACAGACGCAACGGACGCAAGAUGGGCGGGGCCAUGGCUCCACCAAUGAAGGAGCUUCCCCGAUGGUUACUGGAGAACACAGAGUAUUCCAUCGCCCCUGAUUGGACAGACAUCGUGAAACAGUCGGGUUUCCUCCCAGAAGCCAUGUUUGACCGUCUCCUGACCGGCCCUGUGGUCAGAGAGGAGGGCGUCCGCCGCAGAGGAAGAAGACCCAAAUCUGAGAUCGCCAAGGCAGCUGCAGCCGCUCAGGCUGCGGCUGCAGCUCAGGCUGCACAGGUCUCUCUGCUGUCUGCUGCUUCAUCUGCAGGAGGCAUCAACCCUCUGCUGCUGAGCAGUCUGUUUGGGGGCAUGGACCUGUCCUCCCUGCAGAGCCUGCAGUCUCUUCAGCUGGCUGCCGGGCUGAUGGGCUUCCCCCACCCCUCGGACCCCAAGCAGGCGGCUGCCAGCGCCGCCGCCUCCAUGCUGCCCCUCAUGCUGCCCGGGAUGGGGGGCCUGCCCAACAUGGCCGCCCUCCCUAACAUGUUCAGCCUGGGCGGGCUGUUUGGCGGGAACCUGGCCACGGUGGCAGCUGUCGCCGCUGCAUCCAGCCCCCGCGCUGCGACGUCCCAGAACAGCAACGGAACCAUGCAGGGUGAGGGGGGGGACGGAGAGGGGGAAGACUAUGACGAGGAGGAGGCAGUGGAGGAGGUGGAGGCUAAUAGUGAGAGAGCCGCGAAGAAGGCGAGGAAGAGGAGGAGGCGGGAGCAGGCAGGAAGUGAUGUCACUGCUCAGACCCUCGCUGCUGACUCGUCAGUGGCCUCCAUCAAUGGGGACGCCGCCGCCUUGCUGGCUGCAGCGGGCAUGUCGGCCAGCUCUCUGGCCUUCAACCCCUUCCUGCUGUCCACCAUGGCCCCCGGCCUGCUCUACCCCUCCAUGUUCCUGCCUCCAGGCCUGGGGGGGCUCAGCCUACCGGGCUUCCCCUCCGCCUCCACCCUGGCCGAGCUGCAGAGCGCCAUGGCCGGAGCUCUGGGGGGCAACGCCCUGACCACAACCCUCCCCAGUAACCAGGAGAGGAAGGGGGGGCUUAAAGCUGCUGCAGAGGAGGAGGAGGAGGAGGAGGGGGAAGACAGUGACUUGGCUGAGGAGAAAGACGGAGCGGAGGAGGAGCUGAGAGGAGAAGAUUCAGCGCUGGAGGAUGUAGGGAUGGGGGAGGAGGAGGAGGAGGAAGAGGAGGAGGAGGAGGUGGGGGAGGCGGCAGGAGCGUCUCCACUGAAGGACAACAGUGACUGAAUAGCACAGUGAACCCCCCCCCCCCUCCCCCUGCCACGUUUACACGCCUCCACCAGAAAUAUCCAAACUGUUAUGAAUCCUGUUUUUUCUUUACAUUGUUGUUGAUGAUUUCUCACUGUUAUUAUUUUGACCAGGUGUAUGACUAUGCGUCAGAGUGGGGUGUGUGUGUGUGUGUUAAGUUAAACCUCUCUGAUGGAUCAUCAGGGAAAACCCUUCAGACCCUUCUCUGCCCUCAGACUUCCCAUGUUCCAGCAGAGCUAUGAUUAUGAAUGAUUAUAUUAGUGUCGCUGCUGCUCUCAGACUUCACUGGUCGUUUUGCUUCCUUUAACGCCUGGACUGUUAAGUUGUUGUCGGCAGCAUCGCUUCACAUCGCAAAAAAAACGGCAUUACGUCUGACUGACAACGCUGCUGCGAGAGGAAUUGUGGGUAAUGGAGUUGGAACUGUUCUGUUUCAGAGCAGAGUUUUAAGUUCUCACAUAUCGGACCAGGUAGACUCUGAGGAGGCAGAGAAACCAGACUGGCCUAAACUCAGUCUCACACACUGACAUACUGAUCAUAAGCCUCACUCACACACACACUACCCCCACAGCUGUUUUCCUGUGUGUGUGUGCGUCACACUGAACCAAUACUGUUACCAGUCCCACACUGUCAGUCUCAGUCUUUCCACCGCCGCUCCUCUUCCUGUCUCUCGGUGGGAGGCAGCCUCACGAGGACUCUGUGAAUGGACGGGGGGGGGCGGCGGCCCCCGCAGGGAUGUGAUGUUUCAGGUUUCUUCUUUAAGGGGGCACAUGGUUGAAUUCUCCCGGUCGCUGCCACAUUAAAACCUUUUUGUUUUAGUUUUUUUUUUUUGUUCCUACAUUUCCCGGUAGAUUCAAAGUGCUGCUCCCUAGUGACCUUGUCUUGGAGACUUUCUGUAGUCACACACACUGACACCAGACCUGGCCUUACAGGACUGACACAUUCUCCACUGAGUUGGAGAUCCACACGUUUCUUUAUGAAGUUGAGCUCAGUUUAAAUACUUUAUAAAUGCAGGAGGUGCUUGAUUUGUUUCCAUUUCCCCAAGGCCAGUUCAAGUGUCGGAGAUAAAUCAAGCAACGCGAGUGGUUCACAUAUUUGAUGAUGCAUUCAAACACACUGUGGUCAUCUGAACAUUUGCUCUCACAGCCAGCCCAGCAGACAGACAGGAAGAGCCCGGGUCCACUUCCUGUUCGGUCUAAUGCUGAGACAGCAAUAACCAAGGCAGCUUUUGAAUGUUCCAACAUCACUCUCCCAACACACACACAAACACACACUAUAUGAAUAACCACAAGUGUCGUAUGAAUAGAAAAACUAAACUGUAAAUGAUGACAAAUACGUACUGCAAUCAAUUUUGUCUCACUCUGUUCCUGUUGAUGCACUGGUGUUAAAGAGUUAAAAUAAUCAGGUACCUUUAUUACUUAGCUACUUUUCUUGAAAAAUGGACUUUUUGUUACUUUUAGCCAGCAAGCUGAAGAGCAUUACCUCAAAAUUCUUAUCUAGCCUUGAAGUUUACAGACAUACCAUGUAAAUGUUUUUUUCUCUCUUUUGGUGUUUGUCUUUUGUGUUUUUUGUUUUUUGGAGACAUCAUGUAUGAUGAAUUGUAGCUAUGAUGCUUUUAAUAAAAGUUAAUCAUGAUAUUCGCCUAGGAAACCAAA